AUGGCAGGCGAGAAGCCAACAGGCGGGAGGUCGCGACCUCGAGCGAGGACCCACGGUGAAGACGAGAUUGCUGACAGUCUCCAACGAGUGGAUCUGAACAACCCUCCCCCAGUUCUUCCGCCCCAGGUCGAGCAGACCAAGAAAGAAGGCGCUGCUGCCGGCCUGUUGCGUCGGUUCAGUACGAGGAAAUAUAGAAGUCAUGAUAGAGAAAAGGUGGUGGAGCCGCUGCCACCACCACCUACCCCGGCCGUUGCGAUUUCGGGCCCUGCUGAGCCAACCUCUGCGCCUCCGGUUACAGCGCCGAGGAAGAGCUUCAGCAUUCGACGGACGCGCGGCCGCAACGCCGGAUCAGUUUCGCAUCUGCCUGGAAGCGCCACCAAUCAGCCUGAAUUACUCUCGCCUCCUGAUACUGGUAACGCUGCUACCAGGAAGCUCAAGGCACUUGGUCGCUCUACCAGUGUAAACUCUGCUGAUUUCCGGAGAAGACUUAGUAGACGAGGACGGUCAUCAGAAGACCCGGGAAACCCUCCCCCCACUAGCGGAUCAGACAAAUCCGAGCUCAGCUCGCACAAGGCUCGAACAGCCAACGAUGCUGCUUCUGACGAUCUUUCUUCGAGCCCACGGCAUGGGCAGGCCUCGCGGGCGAAGUCUUUGGGCCAUGCACGUAGGGAAAGCAUCCAAGCCCGAAGGGCCAAGCGAGAACAGGCAAAGGAAGCCAAUGUACCCGAAGAGACGGAUGCAGAGCUUGCAGAAGCGCAAGCAGAAGCCAGUCGCAGCCCAGAUGCUGUCAAGCCAGUGUUUCUCAAGGGCCUGUUCAGCGUCUCGACGACUAGCACCAAACCAUUGCCAGUCAUUCAGGACGACCUGAUUCGCGUUCUAGACCAGCUUGGUGUCGAAUGGACUGAAAUCAAAGGCGGGUUCAGGUGUCGACACUCGCCUAGUAUCAAUAUCAAUUCGCCUGCAUCACCACCUGGUGCAGGCCACAGGAGGAAGAUUAGCUUUGGGGGCUUCAUGGCUGGCGACAAAGACCGUGACGAUUUCCGGGAUCAGAACCGCAACCCCGGGACGCCCAAGCUACGGUCGCGGCCAGCUCCUGCAGACCGCAGCUAUACGAACACGGACGAGUCUGAUGGCAGCGAAGACCGUGACGAGCGACGACCGCAACGUGCAGUACCGGCUGGCGAAACGUCGACGCAUGUGCAAAGCGACAUGGGCUCCAACAUGAAUCUCGUGUUUGAGAUUCUCAUUGUCAAAGUGCCACUGUUGACAUUGCACGGCAUCCAAUUUAAGAAGGUGGAUGGAGGGACCUGGCAGUACAAGAACAUGGCUCAAACUAUUCUUUCGGAGCUGAGGCUAUGA
Molecule: messenger RNA, 1359 nt
Organism: Exserohilum turcica Et28A
Lineage: Eukaryota; Fungi; Ascomycota; Dothideomycetes; Pleosporales; Pleosporaceae
Exons: 1
Coding region: 1-1359 (452 amino acids)
Source: RefSeq, a predicted model, not a curated record